GUAAAUACAAAUUCGGACGAAAGAAGUUUCGGGAGUUAACCGAAGCCCGCCAAAAUUGUCACUUAACCAAACAUUUUUUGCGUAUGUUCUGUGGUGAAACAUUUUGUAAUAAUUCGUGAAAAUGAAGGAUAAACUAACAGCGGGCGCUUUAUUGCGCAUUAUGAAAGGCCAGGAGGUGGAGGAGCCCCUAGUUCAGGUGCUCGUGAGUAAGAAAAUAUCGUCACGGUCCGCAGAGACCGAACGUUACAGAAUAUGGGCAUCUGACGGUGACUACUCUAUUACUUACGGUAUUUUGACCCUUCCUCCUGGCAAACCAGUUGAAGAUUUUUCCAUAAUAAAAUUGAAAAAGUUUGUCAAAAGUGAAAUAAGCAACGCUAAAGGGCCCCAAAAAAUACUUCUCAUAAUAGAUUCAGAAAUUGUCACACCUGGUCAUCAAAUUGGUGUAAAAAUUGGCGAACCUGUCACUUUAACUGAUGAAAUUAUCGCUAGUGAAACUUCAUCAACUCCAAAAGUUUCAACCUCUGAACCACCCGUGAAACAACCCAAGUCUGAACAAUCAACGUCCUUGAACCAGUCUAUUUCUGAGACUAGAGUUUUGAAUCAAAUUAAUGCCCUCACCCCUUAUCACAACAAGUGGGUGAUUAAGGCAAGAGUCACCAAUAAGUCUGAUAUGCGGACUUGGUCGAAUUCGAGAGGCGAAGGCAAGUUGUUCAGUUUUGAUCUUAUGGACGACAGUGGCGAAAUUAGAUGUACGGCCUUUAGGGACAUGGCUGAUAAAUACUUCAAUUAUUUACAGGUUGAUAAAGUUUACUACAUAAGCAAAUGCCAACUCAAGGCAGCUAACAAACAAUUCAACACCCUCAAAAAUGAGUACGAAAUGACCAUUGGGAACGAGACUAUCAUUGAAGAGUGCCUCACUGAUGAUGGCCACGUCCCACAGGUCAAAUACAACUUCGUACCAAUUUCAGCCCUUGCUGAAAAAGAGGUUGGUAAUUUAGUGGACGUGAUAGGCAUUUGUAAAGAAGCGUCCGAAGUACAGACCUUCACUUCGAAAUCGACCAACCGCGAACUGCGCAAGCGCGAAAUUACGCUUGUCGACCAAUCAAAAACUUCGAUUGCGUUGACUUUGUGGGGUAGUCAAGCCGAUUCGUUCGAUGCCACGAAUAACCCGGUUGUCGUCAUCAAGGGGGCUAAAGUGGGUGAAUUCGGGGGUGGAAAAAAUUUAUCAACCCUUAUGAGCAGUCAGAUUAAGUUGAAUCCAGAUAUUCCCGAAUGCCACCGAAUUAAGGGUUGGUACGAUUCUGAGGGACAGUACGAUGCAAUGACGAAUUUGAGCGAAAGGGUUGGAGGAGUUGGGAGUUUUCAGACGGCGUGGAUGAGCUUGAAGGAGGUGCAAGAUAAAGGGUUGGGUCAUUCGGAAAAGGGCGAUUAUUUUCAAGUUAAAGCAACGAUUUUAUUGGUGCGGUCGGAAAAUGCGCUGUAUAAAGCGUGUCCGACUGACGAUUGCAAUAAAAAAGUUGUGGAUUUGGAGAAUGGGAUGUACAGGUGUGAGAAAUGUUGUCGUGAAUUUCCUAAUUUCAAGUAUCGGUUGCUUGUAUCGAUGAACAUUGGCGAUUUUAGCGGUAAUCAGUGGGUGAGUGUUUUUUCGUCAGAAGCAGAGAAAAUUCUAGGAAAGACUGCGCAAGAAAUUGGUCUCACUAUGCGAGAUGAUUCUGAAGCUGGCACUGCUAUUUUCCAGGCGGCUAAUUUCAAACAGUUUAUUUUUAAAUGCAGAGCCAAAAUGGAAAAUUAUAAUGAUGAACAACGGUUGAAAAUUGUUGUUGUUAAAGUGGAUCCAGUUAAUUAUGAAGAGUAUAAUGGUUAUUUGUGCGAACAAAUUGAAGCAUUAAUGGUGUAAAUUUAAUCCACUUUCUACAUGAUCAUUGUUUAAGUUUUUAUGUAAUACCAGUGAAUUUAGCUUUUCUUUAUAUUCUUUAAUUACAAUAAGCUGAUUGUUGAAUGGCAUUGCUUUUUUACAACCGUUUCGAUUUUUAUUAAUAUACUGAUUCUGAAUACAUUAUCAUUUUUUCAA
Messenger RNA from Tribolium castaneum (red flour beetle), 2071 nucleotides. It is a transcript of the gene RpA-70, whose product is annotated as Replication protein A1. The coding region runs from base 122 to 1897 and encodes 591 amino acids. The record is from RefSeq and is a predicted model, not a curated record. Gene Ontology annotation, biological process: meiotic cell cycle; DNA replication; telomere maintenance via telomerase. Gene Ontology annotation, molecular function: single-stranded telomeric DNA binding; damaged DNA binding. The transcript is spliced from 7 exons. Lineage: Eukaryota; Metazoa; Arthropoda; Insecta; Coleoptera; Tenebrionidae. Gene Ontology annotation, cellular component: DNA replication factor A complex; nucleus.